Drosophila virilis is the source of this 666-nucleotide messenger RNA. NCBI's taxonomy places the organism in Eukaryota, Metazoa, Arthropoda, Insecta, Diptera, Drosophilidae. The record is from RefSeq and is a predicted model, not a curated record.
AUGCAAAAGAAUGUACGUCUACGUCUGGCUCAGAGUCCAGCUCUUUGGCAAAAAGGCGCGGCAGCUUUAGCAACGGGUGCCUCAACCUUGAUCUCGACGGGCGUGGCAGCUUCAGCUACAGGUGCCUCAGCCUUGUCCUCUACAGGCGCAGCAGCUUUGGCAACGGGUGCCUCAACCUUGGUCUCGACGGGCGUGUUAGCUGCAGCAACAGGUGCCUCAGCCUUGUCCUCUACAGGUGUGGCGGCUUUGGCAACGGGUGCCUCAACCUUGAUCUCGACGGGUGUGGUUGCUUCAGCAACAGGUGCCUCAACCUUCACUUCUGCAGGCGUGGCAGCUGCCGCUACAGUCUCCUCAACAGCCGCUUUUGCCUCGACAGCAUCGUCAGCCUUAGUUUCGCGUUUUUUAUGGUAUCUGUCCAGAUUCUGUGUGCAGGAGCAUGGGCACAUGCAUUGGUCCUUCGGUCCGGCGCCGGCGAGAAUCGAGUGCACACUGAAGCUGUUCGGUAUGGAGGCUGGCUGUACGCCCAACGGGAAAGGAUCAAUACUCUGAUAUUUGUUGGCCGUCUUAAUGGUGUUCUCAUCGCAGUUGGCGUAGUACUCUUGUGGCAGUAUGACCACUGGCAUGAAGGCGAUCACAGCACCCUUGGGUAUCUUGUCGGGUGGAUAG